Molecule: messenger RNA, 1629 nt
Organism: Malassezia vespertilionis
Lineage: Eukaryota; Fungi; Basidiomycota; Malasseziomycetes; Malasseziales; Malasseziaceae
Gene: SEC22
Product: SNAP receptor
Exons: 7
Coding region: 1-1629 (542 amino acids)
Biological process (GO): endoplasmic reticulum to Golgi vesicle-mediated transport; retrograde vesicle-mediated transport, Golgi to endoplasmic reticulum; vesicle fusion with Golgi apparatus
Cellular component (GO): SNARE complex; ER to Golgi transport vesicle membrane; Golgi membrane
Molecular function (GO): SNAP receptor activity
Source: RefSeq, a predicted model, not a curated record
AUGGUCCGCUCCACUCAAAUCGUACGCGUAUACGAUUCGCUGCCACUCGCCCAGAGUGUGGACGAUGAACAAGAAGGCCCGGGAUUGACGCCGUAUAAGCAACAGGCUAAGACAAUUUUUCGGAAGCUCACGCCCAAUUCGGAAUCGCGUGGCACAAUCGAGAGCGGCCCGAUGGCACUGCAGUAUGUCUAUAAGAUUGGAUCACUUACACAUAGCUACAUGGUGCAUCCCCCUGUGGGCGGAAGCAACUCUGUGGCAUUCCUGACGAUCGCGGAUCGCUCAUACCCGCGCAAGCUGGCAUUCCUGUACCUGGAUGAGCUGGCGAAAGAGUUCGAAACAAACUAUGGUCAUCAGGUCGGUCAACGCAAUUUGCGGCCAUACGCAUUUGUCGGAUUUGGUACGUAUGCAUUUUUGCGUGCUCACGCUCAAGACACAUUUAUGCAGCGCACCAAGCGCCUCUAUGCGGACUCGCGCACGGCCGAGUCCGCGGCUGGGAGCAACCUGGACCGCCUCAAUGAGGACUUGCAUGAUGUACAAAAAAUUAUGACGAAAAAUAUGGAGGAUUUACUGUGGCGUGGGGAUAGUCUGGACCAAAUGUCUAAUAUGUCUUCGUCUCUGCGCGACGAAUCGCUCAAAUACCGCCGCGCCGCUCGCAAGAUUAAUUUUGAGGCCAUGCUACGUCAAUAUGCGCCCAUCGCUGCGAUUGCCAUCCUGUUCCUCUUAAUUGUUGUUCUAAACGCGGAGAGCGAGUUUGGCAGGAUCCAAAAUGACACGCACGAUCAGUUCCCUGUUGGAUUCGGUGGAUCCGCAUUCAAGUUUUCCGGCACAAAAGAAGAAGUCGACCCCGAGACGGGGCUGCCAUUAUGGAGCGCGACGCGCUUGGCAACGUUGCAAGCGAAAUUGAACCAGCGACUCGGCCCGGAAUACUUGAGUCAGCGUCCAGGUCCAGGCGGUGGCCCAAAACUGACGUAUAUUGAGGGAUGGAAAGCUAUGGAUCUUGCAAACGAAGUAUUUGGAUUCAACGGUUGGUCGACCAGCAUCCAGAGCCUGGUUGUGGAUUAUCGCUUACACCAGCUUGAUACACACGUGGAGACAGGAAAGUGCAAUUGCGGAGUGAGUGCCGUAGUGCGCAUUACACUGCGCGACGGUACAUACCAUGAGGAUGUCGGCAACUGCUUGUACGACCGCCAAUACGCGCGCGAUGUGCUCAAAGUACCUGCGUCUGUUGCAGCAUUUAACGCGUCUGAUUUGCAUCGCAGCGGUGAUCAUGCACACAAGCCGCAGAUCCAACAGCAUGCGCAGUUUGACGCGGUCGGCGCCAAGCGUCCUGGCGAGGCGCAUUCCAAGCAACAGGUGGAUGAACGCGCGCGACAAGCGCGGCUUCGGCAAGCGGACGCGGCAAGAGCCGCGCAUCGACGUCAGGAUGCACCACACGGUGCAGCAACGGCGCUCGACACACCACCCAAAAAAUUCGAUCCACUUGCGAAGCCGGAGCCUGUUUUGGACGACAGCACACCUUGUGACGAUGACACAAAUGCAGAAGCGCACACUAUGGCGCUUGAGCUCGAGCUCGAGGACGACAUGCUAUUAAGGCAGUCGCAACUGGCACAAGAGCUUGAAAGUGAGUAG